This is a messenger RNA of Musa acuminata subsp. malaccensis (wild Malaysian banana), 1946 nucleotides long. Its product is annotated as transcription factor TGA2.3. The record is from RefSeq and is a predicted model, not a curated record. Gene Ontology annotation, biological process: regulation of DNA-templated transcription; DNA-templated transcription. Lineage: Eukaryota; Viridiplantae; Streptophyta; Magnoliopsida; Zingiberales; Musaceae. Gene Ontology annotation, molecular function: sequence-specific DNA binding; DNA-binding transcription factor activity.
AUGUACUCCCCCAUCCCUGGCCAGAUGCUCUCUCUCUCUCUCUCUCUCUCUCUCUCUCUCUCUGGUGUAAGAACAACAACUGAGAGAAGCUCUCUGUGGCGAUCCAGAAGAGAAGAAGGCAGGGUAUCGAACAGGUGUAAGGAUCCAAUGAAGUGUAUGAAAGGUGAUUGUUUGUGUUGGUGAAAGGAUCUUGGAUGGAAAAUCAAAGCGCUGGUGAAACUGGUCUUUCGGAGUCUGGACCUUCAAGUCGACCUAUGACACAUGGAGUUAAUGGAAUCACACCUUCUGCCACAAAUUUCUUUGACCAAGAAGGAGCUGCUUACUUUGGGGGGUUGGAAGAGGCUCUCAUGCAUGGAGUUGCUGGAAUUAGGAGCGACGAAGAAAGGAAGUCCCUUUUCGCAAGCAGACCCCCAACACUUGAGAUCUUCCCAUCAUGGCCAAUGAGAUUUCAACAAAUUCCCAAGCCAGAGGAGAGCGCCGAUUCAGGAUCUGUACAGAACACAAUUUCCCAGCUGGACUCAGAGUCCCCGGUGAGCAGAAAAGCUUCAUCAGAACAGUCAGAAGAGCAGCAGCAAGGAACAAUGGCAGGUGAUGGGGCACCAAACCAACAGCUCAGAACUCAAGAAAAGAGAAAUGUGGUUGGUGGUUCUUCUUCAGAGAAGGAUGGGAAAGUACUAGAUGCAAAGACGUUAAGACGCUUGGCUCAGAAUAGAGAAGCUGCAAGAAAAAGCCGGCUAAGAAAGAAGGCUUACAUACAACAAUUAGAGUCCAGCAGAAUCAAACUUACUCAGCUGGAGCAAGAUCUCCAGAGAGCUCGAGCACAGGGUCUCUUCUUGGGAGGAGGCAGUGCAGGUGAUACCAUCAGCUCUGUUUUUGACAUGGAAUACUCCCGAUGGUUGGAAGAGAACUAUAAGAAGAUGAUGGAGCUUCGAGGAGGUCUACAAGCGCAUCGUCAAGAUGGAGAUCUCAGGGUCACAGUAGACGAAUGCCUCGCCCUCUACGACGAGCUCUUCCAGCUCAAAGCCACAGCAGCUAGAUCAGACGUCUUCCACGUUCUCACCGGCUUGUGGACAACACCUGCCGAGCGGUGUUUCCUAUGGAUGGGCGGAUUCAGGCCCUCCGAGCUGCUAAAGAUCGUACUGCCUCAACUGGAUCCCUUGACGGAGCAGCAAGUAGCAGGGAUAUGUAGCCUCCAGCAAUCUUGCCAACAGGCGGAGGAGGCGCUCUCGCAGGGCCUCGAGCAAUUCCUCCGGUCGCUUGCUGAUACUGUGACCGGUGACUCCCUCGUUGAGAGCUCCAGUACUGGGAAUUACAUGAGUCAAAUGGCCAUUGCAUUGGGGAAGCUUGCCAAUCUCGAGGGAUUCCUCCGACAGGCCGACAAUUUAAGACAGCAGACUCUUCACCAGAUGCAUCGAAUUCUAACAAUAAGACAAGCAGCAAGGUGUUUCCUAGCCAUUGGCGAGUAUCACAGCCGCCUCCGUGCUCUCAGCUCUCUUUGGGCUUCUCGACCUAGAGAGAACUCGAUCAACGAGAGCGCCAUGCCGCUAACCGCGGACCUACAAAUAGUUCACCAGCCACUGCAAAGUCAUUUUCCGGCCUUCUGAAUGAACAUGUUUACUUCAUGUUAACAGAUGGCGAAAGGUUUUGGCGUCAUGCCAAUCAAAAAGUCAAUAUCUUUUUUACGGAGGAGGAAGGAAGGAAGCACGAAAGGAAAAGUGAUGAGUAAUGGGGAUGGCUGAUCCUUUUCGUCACAAUGUAUCAUUAGGUCGGAAUUCCCUUCUUCUUUGGCAGCUGUGGAUUGUUUUAGUAUCAUUUAGCAUGAAGAAGAGGAAGAUUAGGACUUGUCUUUUGUGGAGUAGCUUCAAAGAUCAACCACCUCCUCUUAUGUAAAGAGAGUUCUUAAUUAUUGUGAAUGCGGGGGGCUCUUCCACGCUGCUAUUUAAGUC